Messenger RNA from Eupeodes corollae, 6561 nucleotides. Its product is annotated as transcriptional regulator ovo-like. The record is from RefSeq and is a predicted model, not a curated record. Gene Ontology annotation, molecular function: DNA-binding transcription factor activity, RNA polymerase II-specific; RNA polymerase II cis-regulatory region sequence-specific DNA binding. The transcript is spliced from 3 exons. Lineage: Eukaryota; Metazoa; Arthropoda; Insecta; Diptera; Syrphidae. Gene Ontology annotation, biological process: regulation of transcription by RNA polymerase II. Bases 459 to 3053 code for a protein of 864 amino acids.
AAAUGGUUCAUUCAUCAAAAGAAAGUCGUUAUACCCUCCUUGCACACGCGUCCAUCCAGGAAUCCAUUCAAGGAUUUCUUACAAGAAUUUUGUUUUGGAAAAAUACAUAAAAAAGAUACAAUCGAUAUCUACAACACCCAUAACUCAAAUUUAAAGUUUAAAUAUAAAAUUUUGUGAACAAAAAAAAUAAAAGAUUUUAAUGUAAAACUUCUCAAAAAUAAUUUAACAAAAAUAAACCUAAAUUCUUCCAAAGUGCCAUAUUGAGUGUUUUUCAAUCGAGAAGAAGGAGUUUUUUGAAAAAACAAAAGUGAAUUUAUUUUGCAAAACAACACAAAGUUUUUAGUAAUUGUGAAAAACCGCCGCAAGGUGGUUUUCUAUGUUCAUUUGUUGAAUUCUUCCGUAUCUCAACGUGCCAUUUAUAUCCAGGCGGCGUAGCCCCUGGAACCCCAUCAGCGGCCAUGAUCAUGGAAGGGCUUGAAACCCUUGUGGCGCCAUCGCAUCACGCAUUCCUGCUUACUGAGUCCGCAGCGGCAGCUCAUUUUAAUGUUUUAAGCUUUGAUACAUGCUUAUUUAAGACUACUGCCCAGACCAGUCCAUCAACAGCACCCGUUUCGGUAUCUUCAGCUGCUUCUUAUCUCUCGAAUCCGUCGGGUUUUGGCAGUGGCUUGGGUGCUCAAACAUUGCUCCAUUAUAGUUUAUCAUCGUCGUCAUCAUCAUCGUCACAGCAACAACAAGAAAACCAAACUAAUAGCAGUAGUAGUUCUCAUCACCAUAGCCAUCAUCAUCACCAUCAUCAACAACAACAUCACCAAUCAUCAUCUCAAAGUAGUGGUAGUGUGCAAAACGUCAGCAGUCAAAAUACACGCAUCACCGAUAGUUCAACACCGUUGUCAUCGGGCAUUAUUAGCAGUACUGGUGCUGCAUCAGCACAGACAACAACCAUCAGUACAUCAUCUAGUGGCCCAAACAGCAGUGGUUCGGGUAGAAGCUCAGCUUCACAUUUGAGUUUAUUGAACACCAGUUCUGGUUCUGAAGCUAAUAAACAUCACCAUCAUCAGCAUACGCACACUCAACAGCAGCAAACGCACUCUCAUCAGCAGCUUCAUCCCGGUCCGGAUUGUGACGACGCACAGACUGGGGAUUUGAAUACGCCCGUAACGACAUCUAGUGAUAUCCCGUCGUUCUUUGGGCCAUCGACUGUUGUUGAACCACCUCCAAUUACAGGUUCAAUUGCAUCUGAGGAUCUCUCACUUGAGCCCCAGACCGCCGUACCCAGUCCGGUGUUGUGUAGUCCACUGAAGGAGGAACGCAGCACCCCACCCACACUGAUAGUUAAGGAAGAAACAAGUAAUAAUAGUUGUACAAUGUAUCCAACACAUCUUACAAAUAGUCAAACCACAACAUCAACAACAACAUUAGGCAAUAAUAGCAAUACACACAAUAAUAAUUCAAUAAGUGCCAGUAAUAGCAAUAAUAACACAAACCCCCAUUCUCACCAUCGGCAUGGCCAACAUGGCAAUAGUUCACCACACCAUCGUCAUAACAUACAACAACACAAUAACAGUCAACAUAUGAAUCAACACCAACAACAACAACAACAAAACCAAAUACACCACCAGAGUCAGUUACAUCAACAACAUCUACAACAACAACAACAACAACAUCACAACACACAACACCACCAACAACAACAACAACAUCAACACCAUCAACAACAACACCACUCACACCUUCAACAACAACAACAACAUUCUCACCACCAACAGCAACAACAACAACACCAAAGUAGUGGUAAAAUAUCAUAUCGUGGCAUUUUCACCACUACAGGUAACCCAUCAAUGGGUGGACUAUCAGCUGCAGCAGCAGCAUCAGCAUCGCAGUUGAACUCACCACAGCUGAGUGUAUUACCUAGCCAGAUGUCACCACCAUCGGCUGGCCUAGGCAGCAGCUGGGGUCUCCCAAGUCCCGACAAGACGCUCUUUCAACCGCCGAUGUUCGGUCUCCUUGGCCCCGGUCCCCAAAAUACCAAUGCCCAAGCUCACUACGCUCCACAAACAUCUGCCAGCAGUCCAUCACCAUCAGCACAUCACAUGCACUCCGCAUACAGCGAUGAACGUAAUCCUCAACAUGUCGAACUGCUUGGUUUGAACAUGGACUGCUCCAGUAUAAUUUUGAAACAACCGCCUCCCAGCUACAGCAGUGGAUGUGUGUCGAGCAUAGAUCUGCAACCUAGCCAGUCAAGUCAAGAUCUCAACCAGUAUGCCCGUCAGCAGUUGACAACUUCCAAAUAUCAGUGGUUGGACUCUUCUACUGAGUACGGUAGCCCGCAGCAGUCGCUAGUGGUUCCCGGGCCUUCAUCGUCCGCGUCUUCCACCUCAGGACUGAUACCAAAACAAGAGGCUUACAGCGACCACCAUAUGCAAACUCCGACGGGCUCGCAAUCAGGCUAUUCGGUUGUUCAGUUAGCCGAAUACAGUCCAUCUACCAGCAAAGGUCAUGAAAUCCUCUCCCAGGUCUACCAACAGAGUACAUUGCCACUCAAACUCGUGCCAGUAAAGCCCCGAAAAUACCCAAACCGCCCAAGCAAAACCCCAGUUCAUGAACGCCCCUACGCAUGCCCCGUCGAGAACUGCGAUCGUCGAUUUUCACGCUCCGACGAACUCACCCGCCAUAUUCGCAUCCACACUGGCCAAAAACCGUUCCAGUGUCGCAUCUGUAUGCGAUCCUUCAGCCGCUCAGAUCACCUUACAACACAUAUUCGAACGCACACCGGCGAGAAGCCCUUCUCCUGCGACAUUUGUGGACGGAAAUUCGCUCGUUCCGAUGAAAAGAAACGUCACGCUAAAGUCCACCUCAAGCAACGCAUAAAAAAAGAGAGCAAACUCAGCCAACAGCAACAACAACACCAACAAGCCGCAGCAGCAGCAGCAGCGGCGGCAGCACAACACCACCACCAACAGCAGCAGCAGCAGCAGCAACAACAACAACACGCCCACCACAUGUUGCAUUCCGGUGAUCUUUCUAUUGUGACAACAAGUGCAACAAGUUUGUAGGUCGAGGAAAGUCUAUCGUCGAUUGAUUCUUUUGUAAAUUUUCCCAUCGAAGCUACGUGGAAAGAUUUCGAUAAUGCAGAUAUUGACAUUGACGACGACGGCGUAAACAACAAUAACAACAACAACGACAAUGAUAAUAAUAACUCUGAUAAGGCCGACGACGAUAACGUUAUGGCCAACAAAAGUCAAGCGAUCGCAGCAGAUGACAUAAGUUGCAAAGAUGCAUCCACAGGAACUGCACCAAAAGCACCUGUAUCAACAGUUUCUGUUGGAACUUCAACAUCAGAUGUUGACAGUUUAUCUGGUAUAACAAGCAUACCAUUUACAAUUAUAGCUCGAAAUAACAAUUAUAAUAAUAGCAACAAUAGUAACAAUAAUCGGGAUUUGCUUAUAUUACUUUUAACACAAUAAGUUUGAAAUAUUCAACAAACAAAAGAAAGUAAAAUGUGAGAGAAUUUUUGAAAUAAGAUACAAUGUUCAAGAUCGAAAAUGAAGACGUAUAAUUUUCGAACACAGUCUCAGAAGAGUUGCUACUAAAAGAUUUAAUAUAAUUUGGUAGAUCCCUUGUUCUUGAAUCAUUUCCAAAACCAUGUUUUUAGUAUCCGUGAUUUUCACACUCAGUUUCAAAAGCAUAUAUUAUAAUUUUUACGAUGAUUUGAGAAAGUUAUACAAGCUUAGCUUGUUAAGGAUGUGCUCCUCAAAUAAUUUUCUUCUACAAUCUUCAAUAUAUUCAAAGACCGUUCGCAAAAAAAGUAAAAACUUUAUAAGUACUCGAGAUGAAAAAACAUUAUACAACUUCCUUUGAAAUGGUUUUGCAAUCGUAAAUUCAUAAAGAUAUGUCUACAACAAUUUUUAAUGAUCACUUUAAGUAGAAGACCUUCAAUGAACUCUCAAAAACCCAUUACGCAUAAAGUAAUUUAUAUUUUAUAUAUCUCUAUUUUUUAUUUCUUGAUCGCAGACAUUGAUUAGUUUUUCAAAAGUGUCACCAGGUACCUAUAAAAAUAGUAAAAAAAAAAUAGAAGAAAAAAAGUGACCAGCGCCAGCCAGCCAGCGUGGGUCUUUGUUUAAGAAGUUGUAAGAACAACUUUUAGCCUCAAGCUGAUAAAUGAUUGAGCGUUUGAAUUUCUUGUCUUGCUAUUAGUUUUUGUUUUUAAUUUUACUUGCUGAUGGGCGAUUGGUCAUAAAACCAACAAAUUGCAAUGAGCUCAUAUAUUUAUUAAAAUUGAUCUUGAACAAAAAAACUUAAGAAAUUCUCACACAUUUAAGGUAUGGUAAAAAUACGAAAUAAUGCCAAACGACAAAAAGAAACUAAAUCAAUUGCCAUAAAAUAAAAAAUAAAUAAAAUUUAAUGAAGAAAUUAUUCCAUCAGGUUCAUAAUUCUAAUAUAUUUAAUGUUAUAUUCCCUCAAUAUCCAACAAUCAUUGUUAGUCAAUCAAAUUACAAAAAUUUAAGCCCUUAAAAAUAAUAACAAAUAUUCAACAAAAUCUAAAAGUUAAACAAUACAAAAUACAAUACCUAUGUACAUCUUAUAAGCUUUGCUCCUGCAAUCGCAAAAUAAAAAUCAUGCAAAAUGAAAUGAAUAAUCGAUGUAGCAAAUAUGAAUCAAUCGAUAAAUAACAACUAAAAACAAAAAUACAAAACAAAAAUAUGGUUGUAAGAAAUUAAAAAAUUCUUUAAGUAAGUUAAAAAAAGAAUACAAAAAUAUUUAAGACAUUUUUACCUAGAUAUCAAAACAUACAAUAAAAAAACAUUUUAAAAUUUAAACGUAUACUUUACUAAUCAAAAUAAAAAAAUAUGUCAAAUAGAAAAUUAAAUCAAGAAAAAUGUGCUUAUACCUAUACAUGUCGACUAUAAACAAAAAUAAAACUAAAAAUUACUAAGUAAACAACCUAAUUAACAAAAACAAGCAAAAUUAAGCUUUGUAAAUUAUGAAAUAAUUGUAUUUCUUAAAGAAAUAAAUUUAUAUUAAUUUUUUUUCUUUUCUUUUUAUUCAAUUUAAUAUUUAAAAAAAAAAACAUAACAAAACAAAAUAAAUUCAAAUUUAAACAAAAAACAAAAUGAAACUUAUAUCUCUAAUACUGUGAUCUCAUGUGUAAUUAUUUUGUAAAUAAAAUAACUUUAAAUUUUUUAUAAUUAUAAUUAAUAAAUUAAUAAUUUAAAAAAAUAAUAAAUUAUGUAUUUUAUCUGUUUAUUUUUUGUAUGUAAUAUUAUUGAAUCAGCUUUCAUAAUUUUUUUUGUUUACUAAUUUUCAUUAAAUUAAAUUAAUAACGAUUUUUUUACAUUAUGUUAAGCUAUUAAUAUUAUUUAACUUUAUUAUCGUAUACUAGGAUAGGGUUUUUUUGAUAUGAUUCAAUCAUAUUUAUUAACUUAAACAAAAUUAAAAAUAUAAAACAAAAUAAAAUAUUAAAAACAAAUUAACACUAGACAAGUAAUUUUUUUUAAAUGACAAGCAUAAAAAAAAAAUAGAACAAAAUAAUAAAUGCAAGCAAAACUUCCUUAUUUGAUUUAUAAAAUCAUUGUUGAAAUUAUAAGUAUAAAACAAACAAACAAAAUAAACUUAAUGAAAAAUGUUACAUUUUUGUUUCAAUAAAUUAUUUAUAAAAAAAAACAAAAAAAAAUAAGAAAAAUUUAAUUUAACAUUAAUAUUUUGAAUUUAAAUUGCAGACCUACAAAUUAUACAGCUAUUAAUAAACUACACUUCAACUGAUACUUAGAGAAUAGAAAGACAAGACAUAGAAGAAAAGAAAAAAUAAAUAAUAAAAUAAAAAAAAACACAAAAUAAAACAAACAAUGAAAAUAAAUAUUUAUUUUUAAUAAUAACUCUAAAAUGAUUUUGUUUUAUUUUCGUAUUUGCAUCCAUGGUUUUUUCCUCAGUUUCUCUUUUGUUGGGUUCGUUUUAUUUUAGUUUUAUUUUGUAAGAAAUGAUUUUCGAAUUUACUUUAAACAUGAAACACAAUAUUUUGGAUUUAGACACAGAAGCAUAUUAAACAAAAACACACGUCUUUUUGGCAAAAUUUUAGAGUUUAAAACAGGUAUACCAACAUUGCAACCAACAUUAUUUAAAAAGUGAUUUCUUUCUAUAACAAGUCAUGGGAUUUCAAAUCCAUGCAAUAAGACUAAAACAUACCAUUUAAUCUUUACUUCACAAAGAACAACCGUCUUAUUGCAAGAGUCAAUUGUCAAUAAUUGAUAGGUAACAAAUAUCAAAUUUUUGUAUUUUAACACACCAAAUGAUCAAAGUUUUCUGUAUUGCGAAUGAUUCAUACAAUUAAAAAUUAAAAGGCUAUUAAAAUAAUGUUUUUUUUUUAUGAAUGCAAUCAUUUGAACUCAUUUCUUGAAUUGAGAUUGCAUUAAUUUAUUUUACCUUAAGAUUGUAACUUAAAAUUUAGCAAUCACUAAUCAUUUGACCUUAAAAAAAACUGCAAUCAUUUUAUCUCCAAUUAUUUGAAUGCAAUAAAUUGAUUGCAAUCUUUUGAUACUUAUGCAUUCCUCGAAUUCACUUAAACUC